Molecule: messenger RNA, 3912 nt
Organism: Aphanomyces invadans
Lineage: Eukaryota; Oomycota; Saprolegniomycetes; Saprolegniales; Verrucalvaceae
Exons: 11
Coding region: 329-1795 (488 amino acids)
Source: RefSeq, a predicted model, not a curated record
CGACUCCGAAGAUGGCGACAUCCAUGUUCAACCUCGACGACGAAGCAAGGAACCUCGUCUACGGAGAUGACGACGAUGAAGAGCAAAUGACAGAGAAGACGUCUUCAGGCGUGGACAAGCCCUUGGUGAAGCGAGGCGCGUCCUGUACCUUUUCUGGGGGUGCAACAAGUACGCUCAAGCAGGAGGGUUAUGCAUCGCGCACGGCGGUGGCAGACUUUGCACCGAUGCCUUAUGUCCGCAGUACCACACACGCACGUGCAAGAAACACGGCGGGACGAAAAAGUGCGAUCAUCCCGACUGCACCAACGUGUCCGUGGGCAAGACUCGCAUGUGCAACACCCAUGGACCGGGUCGACGUUGCCAGAAAGAGGGUUGCACGAAACUCGAUGCAGGUCGGGGGUUCUGCAUGGCGCAUGGUGGUGGGCGUCUGUGCAAGAUGGAUAUUUGUUCGAAGAAGCAAUACCGCGGCGGGUACUGCUACGAACAUGCCACAAAGCCCAAGUGCCGCGCAGAAGGUUGCACCCGCAUGGACCUUGGCAAUUCGUUUUGCAAGCGGCAUGGUGGAGGCUACACGUGCAAGGCACCUGGAUGUACCAAGAAAGAUCAAGGCAAGGGCUAUUGCAUCGCUCAUGGCGGCGGCAAUCUUUGCCAGACACAAGGAUGCAACAAGGUGAACCGUGGCGGUGGGCAUUGCAAAGCUCAUGGUGGUGGCAAGAAGUGCGCCGAUGCUUCGUGCAAGAAUUGGGUGCUCGGGGGUGGCUGGUGCAAAGACCACGGCGGUGGAAGUGCCGCAGUGCCGCGUUCUACGGGCAAGCGAUGCACCAAACCAGGAUGCACGAAAUACAACCAGGGCGGAGGGUAUUGCCUAGCUCAUGGCGGUGGCGUCGAGUGUUCCGAGGUCGGAUGCACCAAGAAACAGACGCGAUUUGGCCUCUGCAGCGGACAUGGAGGCAAGGCACGUUGCAACGUGGAAGGAUGCGACAAGAUCAGCCAGACGAAAGGCCUGUGCAAAGCGCAUGGAGGCGUCAAGGCGUGCAGUACGCUCAACUGUACGCGGCAAGCCAAAGCACGAGGUCUGUGCAUUGCUCAUGGAGGCGGCGCCAAAUGUCGACACCCCAACGGCUGCGACAAGGCCCAGCGAGCCGGCGGACUCUGCAAUGCCCACACGCGCUUGAAUGCCCACGGGAAUGCUAGCUACGGUAACCAGGAAGGCCACCAACCCACUGGAACAGACAGCGCAACCCUCGCCAUUCAAUCUGCACAAUCCGCUCAUGGAGCUCCUCCGUCGACGAGGAUGCUGUCAGGUGCCACAUCAUCGACCCGGCACCACUUGGUCCCGCCACCAACGUCUUCGACCUUGCCAGCAUUUCCAACGACGAGUGCAUUGCACCACCAUCACCAAAACCAACCGACGCUGGUGCAGUUCUCGACCGCUGUCUCGAUCUUGCAUCCUUCAAACGCCACGAUAUCGAUCUUAAACCCCGAACCGAGCGAGGACGAUCCAGCGGCCGACGACUCGACGGCCCCAGCACAGCUGCUGCCGACCGCGACUUCACUCACAACCGUGACCACGUCGUCGUCCAACACACUCACGCACCUCCUCGACUCAUGCUUGCCGUACAUGUACUCGCUUCCGUCGUUGCGCAUGGACGGAUUGCUUCCGUCGGUUCCGUCGGCUGCAGCGCCCGACGAGGUGGUGCGAUCCCAUGGCCUCCAGCAUCAACUCAACCCCAUCGACGACUUGAUUCACCCAACAACCCAGGACGCCGCCCUCACCAUGACGUCGCUGUGGUGACGCAAAGCUCGCGUUAAUUUUUUCGGAUCGCCAGCUGCACGCGACCAGUCACGAAUCGCAUGAUUCCCAGAUCCUGCGGCUCCAUGUGCUGCUGCUGGUGCGCUCGUGCCCCACACAACGUCCUGACGCAUCAUCGUCAUGGAGUCGUCCACCAAGUCACGAAUGGAAUCGCGCACCUGCAUCAAGUGAGUGGCUGCUCGCCCCUCGUUGGCACCCAAACCUGCGUGGACAGUAGUACAGUUCUCCUUCUCUUGGACACGUUCUUUUGGGUACAAGUCACGCCACAUGGCUGCCAGUUCCAUGUCGCUGCGCGGACGCCACGCGGCACGAGCGAUGAUGCUUUCAACCAUGUGGCAUUCGGCGGCUGCGCUGGACCAACCCCCGCAUGUCGCGCGCGACCUUUUCAUGGAAACCACGAUGAUUGUCGACUCGACAUCGCGGUGUGCCGUCCGAAAUGGACCUUGAUCGGGAUGAAGUGCUUGGCAUUCGAAGCGCGCAUGGUCGACAAAGCAUCAGAGACGGAUAAACUUUGGUUGAAACUACAAGUCGUGAUCUAGGGAAGCGAUGCCAAGAGGGACUGCACAAGGCCGACCCCGAAACCCGUGGCGAUGUCGCCCUCCGUCACGGGGUACGCCAUGUCAACGUGGACCCACUUGCCCGUGGUUUCGUAGUCGCCGAGGUGGUUCGCGAUGAAUUGACCGGCGCAACUCACUUGGGCGUUCGCGCGGUCCUUGACGCUGUUCUUCAUGUCGGCGAACUUGCUCUUGAAUUCGUCGCGGAAGAAUUCAGGCGCGUACGGCAUGGGGUGGACAAAAUCCCCCGACGCUUUGCCGGCCGCGACCGUCCUGUCCUCGAGGUCUCCAUCGUUUGACAGGACAGCGGCGUAUCGCUUGCCGGUCGCGAUGCCCUGGGCGCCUGUCAACGUCGCCAUGUCGAGAAUUACGUAAGGGUUCAAGUGCUUGACGGCGUAUGCGACGCCAUCGCCCAACACGAGGCGACCUUCUGCGUCUGUGUUGUUGACCUCGACCGUCUUUCCAGAGUACAGAGUGUGGAUGUCGUCCGGGCGCGUGGCCAACGGACCCACGGCGUUCUCAGCAAGGCAGAGGACAACGUGGAGAGGGCGCGAGGUGAAGCGACCGGAAAGCACAGAGGCUUCGAACGCACCGAGCAACCCGGCGGCACCACCCAUGUCAUGCUUCAUACCGACCAUCAUGCCCGAGAUCUUCAGCGACAAUCCACCAGUGUCGUACACGAUGCCCUUGCCGACCAACGACACACUCGGAAUCGACUUGGAUUCCGGAGUGGGGUAGUGACUGAGCACGACGAGCGCGGGAGGGUGCGCCGCAGCCUUACCGACACCAUAAAUUCCACCAAAACCCUUGUCGUUCAGCUCUUCGCCACGGAUCACAGUGAUUUCGGCGUUCAAGCGCGCGGCAGCAGCGCGGGCUUCGGCCAAAAACGUGUCUGUGUUAAGUUCGUUGGGAGGCGAGUCCACAAGCCGUUGGGUCAAGUGGAUGCCCGUUGCUGUCGAGUUGAGAGAUUUCAAGGUCGAAUCGUCCAACUCGUGGUCAAACACGACGACCACUUGGUCGAGCGUCACGGACGUCGACUCCCCGUCGGUGAUGACACCGCUUUGAGCCGCGCCGCUCUUGUGAUUGUACGAGGUUGAAAUCCCCUUGGCGACGGCAACACCAGCCGAGACGGUCGUAGAGGCAUGUUCGGGCAACGCCAACGCCACAAUCACAUCGCUGGUGUCAGACACGUUGCUGCGGACGAGCGCGGAAAUGGCAUGCGGGCGAGCAAGGGUAUUGUAGCGGGAGAUGAAGGUCGGGAGCUGAGCAACAACGACACUGGCGACACCGCGUUCACCCAACGACACGUACAAGUGCGACGAGGCGGCGCUGUCGGCACCAGCUGACAACUUCGACACAGCAUGUUCAACGAUCGCGGUGUCAACCGGGGAGUCGUUGUUCAAACGGGCAAGGACUUGUUGCGCGAGAGCUGUCGCAGGCGUUUCCUUGGUGCCGAUAACGACAACCUUGGGGAGGGUCGCGUAGUCAGGGAGCGCGGCGACGUCGGCAACGUACUGGACCAUCGGACGUGAUGCGAGGGCUUCC